Molecule: messenger RNA, 425 nt
Organism: Racocetra fulgida
Lineage: Eukaryota; Fungi; Glomeromycota; Glomeromycetes; Diversisporales; Gigasporaceae
Source: the annotation of a GenBank genome assembly
AUCAAAAAUUUGUAGUUUUUGAUUUUACUAAGACAGUAGAUGAUUCUUUAAGUAUACGUCUUGAAUGGUGUUCAUAUUGCUCAAAAAAUAAAUCUUACUCUCUUAAUAAUGCUAAACGGGUUGCGAAUAAUAAAAAUAGAGAAUGUCUUUCAGAAAAUUAUAUUAAUAGUAUAUUACUAUUGCAGUGGAGAUGUGCUGAAGAACAUAAAUGGUAUUCAACACUUAGAAAUAUAAAAUAUUAUAAUACUUGGUGUCCAGAUUGCACAUCUAGUAAACCUCUUACUCUUGAAGAAGCUAAACAAAUUGCAUAUAGCAGGAAUGGUACAAAACGUCUUACUCUUGAAGAAGCUAAACAAAUUGCAUAUAGCAGGAAUGACAAGUGUCUUUCUGAGAUAUUUGUUAAUAUUCAUUUACCCUUAUUGUAA